Porites lobata is the source of this 1864-nucleotide messenger RNA. NCBI's taxonomy places the organism in Eukaryota, Metazoa, Cnidaria, Anthozoa, Scleractinia, Poritidae. The record is from the annotation of a GenBank genome assembly.
GCAGUUACAGGUUACCUUAUUGCAAACUUGGCUGUUGCCGACUUGAGUGUAGGUAUCCUGUGCAUUCCCUUCACGGUCCUUUAUUAUGAGUUUACCUACUGGCCUUUUGGCUUCGCAUUGUGCAAGAUCAUUCCUGCUACGCAGGCUAUAUGUAUCAUGGCGUCCAUUGGAACUUUGACAGCGAUAAGUAUCGGUGAGUAUUAAUUUCAGCUACAGUCUAUCGUCUUGCCUUGCUGAUACCGGCAUAACAUAACAGACUCCUGCUAACAAGGAAAGCAGCUAACCCUUGGCAAAAAGUAUCUUCCGAUGUUUGGCUGCUGAAAUAAUUUCAAAUUGCUAUCAAGAAAAUUAAUUUGCUACAUGUCUCAGCGGUUUCCGCAUUAACUCUUUAAGUCAUACGAAUGACUAACAUCAAUUCUCUGUCAACUGUAUCAUUGCAUCCCCAAGAGAAAUGAUUACGCGAAUUAACAAAAUGAUCCCCUAAGGGAAAUACUUUGAUCUUUAAACAAGUUUUCUCAACAAAUUAUUCGCCGAAAUGUAUGUAGAUCAGUCUAGAAAUGUUGUAUGUGGAUAUCGGAGUUCACAAUUUAACGAAAGUUGGGUGUGAUGGCUCAGGCCGGUAAAACGUUGAUGAUACAGCUUCGUGAUUCCUUUAGUGGAAGAAACCUUUAACAAGUUUACAUUAUAAAAGUAAUCAAAUAUAUUGGAAUGUGUGAUUUUUUCUUCAUUUAGAACGUUACAAAGCCAUUGCGUAUCCAUGGGAGCCACGCAUCUCAAUUUACCAGGUUCGUUUCGUUAUCGCAAUCGUCUGGCUGAUUGCAAUUCUAGUUGGUCUUCCCUUUUUUGCAGUCAUGCAAUUGAAAGAUAGUGAAGGCGACGUGUUGUGUGUGGAGAAUUGGCCGAUAGAGUUUUUCAAAGACGUAUAUACGUUGCUUUCAUUUUGCCUAACGUACGCCAUCCCUUUGCCGUUGAUAGCUGUGCUGUAUACAAUUGUUGUAGCUAAGUUGAAUAAGGCAGCAAGAGAAACGUCGGACAGUGAGGGAUUCAGAACAGCAAAAGCUAAAGGAAAAGUGAUACGAAUGCUGAUCAUGGUUGUGGUGUUCUACUUCUUAUGCUUUUUACCUUACCACUGUACAUUUUUAUGGUUUGAAUUCGGAGGUGGAGAUUCAUACAAGUAAGUGCAAUCUCAAUACCCUCCAUCUUGACAAAGUAGUCUCGCAAGAUGUGUCCAUUCAACCUCGUUCCCAGGGUCCUCUCUCGCCACGGGGGCCGAGUAGGAGGGGUCCCUGGGAAUGAGGCUGAAGUCCUUUGUAACAAUAUUUAGACUGAUUACAAAUGCGCUUAUGCCUUUGAGAUGUAAGAAAAGGCUGUUUCACAUAAAUUGGUAGAUUAUUAGUGUCAUUAAUAUAGACAUUAAAGAAAAGGGGUCCAAAGAUGAACCCCUGCUGCUCUUUAGAGUAAAGACACGCUCUUUAGAUGACGGCGAAAUAGUGACUUAAACAAGGAACACUGUUAUCACUGUACUUGCUUUGAGGUCCGAUUGGUCCAUUUGUAUUAUAUUACAAUUGGCUAAAAUAAAUAAUACAAAUAGAAUAUACGUACUCACACUCUGUAAUCUCGUUUCAGGGGCAUAUGGCUACUGCUAUCCUAUUGCCACGUUUUGGUGUAUUCAAACAGUGCAGUAAAUCCUGUCUUGUACGGUUUUCUAAGUAAGCAGUUCCGUAGAGGAUUCGUCCGCCUCGUUCCAUGCUGCCGACUAUGGAGGAAGAAAGCCAAGCAGUCAAGGUCAAUGUUCUCCCAGUCUACUUACAAUGAUCGUACUAAAUAUCAAACCGCUGUGUCUCAAUGCGAGUCAGAUGUUUAG